AUGGGAAAGUGUUCUCCUAGCCAAGUGGUUGACGCUUCCACGGACAUUCAAAUCGUUGCCUUCAAUGAUAACUGCUUGCAGUUUUCCGAAAUUCUUCAGGAGCACCAGGAGUACGAUAUAGAGGGUUUCGCUUGCCGUCAAGCUAAUCCGAUUUUCAAUACAACAAGCAGCAAGCUGGAAAUCGUUCUAAACAAAGGCACGAAAAUUCGAGCUUUGAACCGAGCCACGCUCCGGAUUGCCGAGAAGUCUCCAAAUUAUGUGUCCUUUAGCGAGCUCCAAUCGAUGAAAGAGAACGAUAUAGUCGACGUUUGUGGUGUGAUCAUUCAUGUUUCCCCGGUGGAAGAAUUCACGCGCAAAAGGGAUGGCAAACCAAUCGUGAAGCGAGAACUUCGCAUAGUCGAUGAGGACCGAAAAAUUCUCACCAUCAACCUUUGGAAUGAAAGGACGAACACUGAACUGGUGGAAAAGGUUGCAGUCUCCGUUAGACACGGACGAAUCAACAUAUUCCGUGGCAACCUGAGCUUGAAUUGUGAAUCCGCUUCCAAGAUAGACUUCGAUUUGGGGAACGAACGCCUCCUGAAACUGAGUCAAUGGUGGGAAAACACGGACUCGAGGCUUCCGGCGACAACUCUUCGAAUCGUAAUUCGGAGUUGA
This is a messenger RNA of Galendromus occidentalis (western predatory mite), 654 nucleotides long. RefSeq names its product replication factor A protein 1-like. The record is from RefSeq and is a predicted model, not a curated record. Bases 1 to 654 code for a protein of 217 amino acids. The transcript has a single exon. Lineage: Eukaryota; Metazoa; Arthropoda; Arachnida; Mesostigmata; Phytoseiidae.